Messenger RNA from Paramecium sonneborni, 1211 nucleotides. NCBI's taxonomy places the organism in Eukaryota, Ciliophora, Oligohymenophorea, Peniculida, Parameciidae. The record is from the annotation of a GenBank genome assembly.
GUAUAAAUAAAUGUAAAUUUAUGAUGUUUGCAUAAUUGGAGCAGGUCCAGUAGGAUUGUGUUUGGGAGCUGCAUUAUAGAAAUCAAAACAAUUAAAUAAAGUGAUAGUAUUGGACUCAAUAAAAAGACCUUUGUUUAAGAAAGAAGGAGCACCAAAUUAAAGAGUAUUAUCAGUAACAUAGUCAUCAAGAGAAGUAUUAUAAUCAGUAGGGGCUUGGGAUAAAUUAGAUUAGGGAAGAAUAAAUCAUUAUAAGAGAAUGAUUAUAGAUGAGAGCUAGGGUUAGGAUUACUUAGAAUUCAAGAACCAAUCUGCUCAUAUAAUUGAAUAUGAUAACAUAGUGAAUGGAUUAUUAGAAGUUUAUGAUGGGGAGAUAGAAUUUGAGAGUAAAUUAGAAAAGAUUGAGGUAGUAGAAAAUGAGUAUGUGAAAGUGAAUGAUAAAUUUUAAUGUAAAUUGUUGAUAGGUAGCGAUGGAAAUAAAUCAAAAGUGAAAGAAUGUAGUAAAAUAGGUACAUAUGGUCACUCAUAUCAUCAAAUGGGAAUAGUUUGUACAGUAGAAAGAGGUGAUGAAGACAAUGAAGUAGCAUAUUAGACUUAUUUAUCAAAUGGGUAAAAUAUAAGAUAUAAAAUUUAGUUGUCCAUUAGCUUUAUUGCCUCUUUAUAAUCCCUAUAGUUCAAUAGUGUGGACAGUAUAUAUGGAUGAUUAUAAAUAUUUGAUGUCACUUUCAGAUGAAGAAUUUCUGAAGGCUCUCAAUAGUUAAUUAGGAAGAUAUGCUCCAAGGAUUAAGAAUAUUAUCAACAAAAGGAUGGCAUUUCCGUUACAGUCUUUGCAAGCUUAAAGAUAUAUUUAAAAAAGAAUAGCUUUAAUUGGAGAUGCAGCACAUUCUAAUCAUCCUAUGGCAGGCUAGGGAAUGAAUAUGGGUAUUAAUGAUGCAGCUCUAUUGGCUAAUUGCAUAAUUAAGAAUUCAAGGUCUGGAAAUGAUAUUGGGUUAGAACAAUCUCUAUAAGAAUAUGAAUCUUAAGCCAAACUUAUGAAUUAUACUACAUCUAUAGCAAUGGAAUUGAUAAAGAACACUUAUGAAAAUAAGACCAUUUCCCCUUUGAGAUAACUUGGAACCAAAAUAGUCAAUAACCUAGAUCCCCUUAAACAGAUAAUGAUUCAAUAUGGAUCUAAACAUCCAUUGGGACCAUCUGAAUUUGAAUGGGCCAAAUGA